Cuscuta europaea is the source of this 479-nucleotide messenger RNA. The record is from the annotation of a GenBank genome assembly. Lineage: Eukaryota; Viridiplantae; Streptophyta; Magnoliopsida; Solanales; Convolvulaceae.
AUAGGGGCGACGCCUACUAUCAGGGGGGUGAGUUUUUUACCCAGCACCUGAUAUACCGGAGGCUCGCCAGGCACUUCGGUGUAUCCCUCGAACAAUUUGACCCCUCGGUAUACGGCCUCCCUCCGUUGCAACCAGAUGUCAGAGUUCCCCUCCCCCCGGGUGAAGAGCGGCCAACAAUCUAUGAUUCUGUGAUGAUGGGGGGUGACGGGGUUGGAGCCGUCGGGGGUGAUGCUGCCGGAGAAGAAGUCUCCUCCAAGGCUGUCGUGGAAGAUGCCCCCGGUGACAACGAGGCUGAAGCUGCCGAGAAGAUUAUUACUUAGUCAAUUUUUUUUAAAAAAGCCUUGUAAUGAAACUUUUGUUGCCCCUCGGCUUUGGCCACACUCUGUAAUGAUCACAUUGACUAUUUUUGUGUUGUAAUUGAAUGAUUGCCUUCGGGCUUGGUGUAUGUGAUAUGCUUCCUUCUGAUCUGUUCAUUGUUG